CAGCCAGGCAGAGUUCCAAAGUCCGCUACUGCGUGAGUUCCGGCUGGCUCUCAGCGGGGCGGGAUGGAGGCGUUCGUGCGCUUCAGCAACCAGACUCAGGGUCGGGAGCGGAUCUUCCGAGCUACUCAGUAUUCAUGCAUGCUGCUUAGCUAUAUGUUAGAACACAAGCCUGGCCAAGAGCAAGUGGUCAUGAAGCUCAAACGCCUGGAAUCGAACAUGAGUUCAGGCCGCAAAUUGUUCCGGCUUGGCAACACGGUCCAUGCCAUCGUGGCAGCAAGGCAGGCCACCCAGCUGCCCGACAUAAUCCCCCGCUUCUGCCUGAUUGCCUCCAACUUGAACCGUGCUCUCUACUUCAUCUGCGACACCGUCCUGUGGGUGAAAAGCGUGGGGAUCUUCUCGGAUAUUGACAAGAAGAAGUGGCGCAACUGGGCUACCAGGUGUUACUACUAUUCCCUGAUGGUGAACCUGGCUGAGGACAUGUACCAGCUCUGCUGGCGCAUGGAGCAUAUGGCACGAACGCAGAAGCCUGAGGAGGACUCCUCUCCUUGCCAACAUGAUGCAGAUGAUGGGCUGCUGCCAUUUCUCCUGUUUCUCUACCUCACUCUAAGGAAGCAUCCUCCUCUACUGCUUGACACAGUGAAGAACCUUUGUGAUCUCUCCAGUCCAUUGGACAGGCUGGGCAUCUACAAGGCCAACCCUGGAAUCAUUGGGCUCUGUGGUCUUAUCUCCUCGCUAGUAGGAAUCCUCACAGUCGCCAGACCCCAUCUUAAAUUGAAGCAUUGACUUUGGAUCUUCUUUGAGGGCUUCCAUUUUGCAGAAGAGCCAUGUGCCUAUUGAGCUUACUGAGCUUUCUUUCUCAAGCUUAUUCUUUCCAUUGGAUUCAGUUGCUCAGAGGUAAUACUGUGAUGACAGGGCAUUGGACAUCAGUGGUCAUUGAUGGUGGUCACUGAUGGUGGCUUGUAAUAAAUUGAGCAAAAACCCCUUUCAAUUCUCCAGCAAAAGAAAGCAAAACUGUACAGAUCUAUCACUGGUUUCAAGAUCAGUUCCUGAGUAUAGGAAUAUGUGACGUGCCACUACAUAGAAAAUCAUUGUACCUUAUGUGCCUUUGGCUGCAUGCGGUUUGUUAGUGCUGUUUUUCAGGUUACUCUGAAAAUGAGAACACUUCUCGGUCUUUGCAAAUGUUUGCCUCUGACACUGUUUUGCAAGGGGUAUGUCUGUGGGUUUUUUAAAACUUGCAACACCAGAUUUGACUUGAGGCAAUAGUGGAACAAAAGAGAGACAUUCCCUUAGGAGAGAUGAAGCUUUAUAAAAACUGCUUUGUCUCUAGCCAUCUUUUACCCUGUUGUUGCUUCCAGUCAAAAAAUAUCCUUUGGGUUAUAUUUUUUUAAAUGCAGAAGUUGUUUUGCCCUGGGUAAAGCAAGAUUAUCAUAUGGGCCAUGGGCAAAGUGCAUUUAGUAACAUUUAGAUUUUCAAUCUCAAACAGGCUCUAUCCAGGGAGAUAAAUGUUUCGAGUUACAGCUCAACAUCCAAAAGCCUGCGGGUUUUUAUUAUCUAGUAGUGACAAAGAUUCAUAGUCUGGAUUUUUCUCUUUUUGUCUUAUUCCUUGUUUUCUACAAGAAUGGACCAAUAUGUGCCAGGAGAGAGUGAUGUGACUUACAGAGUUUAAUGAUCUGUGUUUGACAUUGCUUGGAAAAGUUACUUUUUGGACUACAACUCUUAGAAGUCUUCCAGACAGCUACUGGCCAUUACUGCAGUUUACAGUUGCAUGAAAGGUACUUUUUUAAAAUGAAAAUGAAUUAAAUUACAAAUACAAGUAGAGCACAAGAGCACAUGCAAUCCAUGUUGAGACUGCAGAGCAGAGAAAGAGGCAAACCCAUACAUGUGAAAAGGCUUCUUGAUAAUUUAUUAGGCAUAGUUCACUCCUUGUUUACAUAACUCCUGAAUGCAUUUGCUGCAGCGCUGCAAAAUAAUAAAGCAUUGUUAAUUUGUGGAGCUGGAGGCUUUCAUGGCCUUCGACUUCAAGAAAAAAAAGAAAACCACUAAACAUAUUGCACAGUGGCCAAAGAAAAGCCAAAUCCCCUAAUAACCUUCCUGAAACAAAGUAAACUGUGCAAAGAACAAACACCCUAUUAUUAAUAUCAUUCAAAUAUGUAAAAGGGGCAGUGUUGUCCUCAUUACUUUAAAAAGAAAAUCCAUGGACUCCAGUUUGCUAAACCCUCAGAUUGUUUAUCCAGAACCCAGAGAUUGGAAAUAAUACAUUAAAAGUAACAAUAAUGUGUGUUUUAUUUUAUUUUGUAAAGGUAGGAUGUGAGAGCCAGCAUGGUGUAGUGGUGUGAGUAUUGGACUACGACUGGAGACCAGGGUUUG
Molecule: messenger RNA, 2367 nt
Organism: Sceloporus undulatus (fence lizard)
Lineage: Eukaryota; Metazoa; Chordata; Lepidosauria; Squamata; Phrynosomatidae
Gene: PEX11A
Product: peroxisomal biogenesis factor 11 alpha
Exons: 3
Coding region: 64-783 (239 amino acids)
Biological process (GO): peroxisome fission; regulation of peroxisome size
Cellular component (GO): peroxisomal membrane
Source: RefSeq, a predicted model, not a curated record